UUAUUAUUUUGGAUUCGUUUGCAAAAGUAAACGGUUAGAUUAAUUAUUUAGUUCUUUGGUGAAAACUAUCUAUGGUCUAUAUGAAAUAACGUUUAUUAAUAUUGUGAAUAAUCAAAAACUAAUCGCAGUUUGUAGAAUUUUAAAAUAAUUCAGUUUUUACACUUUAUGAGAAUUGAAUAAAAAUUGCUUGAUUUUUGAAUUAUUCAUUCGAUAUUUGAUUGACUGACAUCAUUUUAUAAGUACCAGCAUGCCACCCGUGAAACCUUUAAGAGUAGGAAAGCAAACUGGACCCAAAGGUAAAGUUAUGGUCGAUUUAAUUGUUAAAUAUUCUGUUUUCCUUAAGAAGACGCCACGGUUGUAGUUGUGCCUCAGUCUUUCUAAUGGACAUUAUAGUGGAAAUUUGUUUUCUGAGUUCCAAUGGUACUUACCUACUUUGCUUUUAACAAAUUUCAAAAAAAAAAAAAAUAAAAACAUUUCUGUCAAGUUAUAGACAUUUUCUAUGCUUCCAUAGGGAAUUUUUUUUUUUUAAUGUUUUCAUUUUUAUAUAUUAUAUUGAGAUUAAAAAAAAUAUAUAUAUAUUAAAAUGUUAACAUUUUCAACUACCUACAAAUAGAUUGUCUAGAAAUUGGAUAUAGAAAAAUCUAUGAAAAAAAUAAAUGUCAUCAUAAAUUCAAUUAUUUUUGUUUUAAGUCUAUAAGAUACAAAGAACUGUGGAACAUUGUACAUUCAUAAUUGCUACAUUGCCCAGUGAAAAGACAGAAAUGACAGAUGAAAUUAUAGUGUCCAUUUAAUAUGUUUGAUAAAAACCUGUACAGAUUUUAGGUCAGUUUUUAACUAUAGAAUACUAUGUAAUAAUAAUUGUAAUGCAAUUAUUGUUUUUCAAAAUGAGUAUUAAAUUAUUUUUAUUAUUUUCUUACAAAAUUAUACUAUAUGCUUAAAAAUAAUAUAAUAUGUUAUUUCAGAAAAAAAUAAAAUAUCUAAAAUAUCAAAACAUAUUAGAGAUGAUGAGGAUUUCUUUUUAGAUCAACCAAAUGAACGGCAAAAAGUAAAACAAUCGCAUCCUUCACAUUUGAAAGGACGAGAGAUUGGUAAUUAAUUUUGAUUCUAAUUAACACAUCUUAUUUUAAANUUAUAUCUUAUUAAUUUAACUUUAGGGUUGUGGUAUGCUCGCAAGCAAGCUAGUAAUAGAGAAGAUGAAGAAUUGCUUAAUAUUGGCAGACCAAAAAUUAAACCUCCUCGAGGUUUACAAGGCGAUGAACUCAAUCUUUGGUAUAAAGAACGAAAUCGAUUAUGUCAAAAAAUUAAAAAAAAAGAAACUCAAAAAGAAGGUGUUAAAUGUGUAAGUUUGUCUUAAACAAAUUGAGAUAUAAAGGGUGAAUGUAAAGUACUUAUUUUAUUAGGCCUAACAUAAAAAAGUGUAGUAAAUUAUUUGUUUUAAAUUUUUUUUUUAAUAGUUAAAAUAUUACCUAUAUUUGAAAAAUAUGGUAUUUUUAAAAUAAUAUUUAGUUUUAAUUUGUGGAAGUAUUUUAAAUUUUAUUAAAAAUUUCAGAUUAAUAGUUCCUUACUAUGCUAGAAAUAAUUUAGGUUUUAUAUUUUGUAUUUCUUUUUUCUGAAGUCUAUUAAGUUAAGAAUUGAGGAUAUUGAUUACGCAGAAGAGAAGUUUCAAAAAAUUGAAAACAAAAUGCCAAUUCCUGAUGAAAACAUAGCUUGUGGUUUAUUAAAGUUGGAGAAAAAAGAUUUUGCUAAACCUAAGUAAAUUAUUUAGCCUUUUUGUAUUUUAUGUUAAAUUAUUAUUAAACAUAAUAUAACUUAUAAAUUAAUCAAGGUAUAGGACUCUCAAUCAUUUGACUAGAAAAGACAUCAUUGAACACGAAAAUACUGAAUAUAUUAACGAUAGAUACAAAAAAUUGGAGGAUUCUAAUUUCAAAAAGAUAUUUUUGAAUAACAUAACUGGUACAAUGGAAGAAAAUCUUGUUGCUUCUAUUCAAAGUAAUAUGGUAAGUUUUUUUAAAUCUUAAAAUUAACAACAAUUUGAAAAAUUAAAUAAAUAUUCAUGUUAACAUUGUCAAGAAACUCCAAAACGACGAGGUAAAAAAUGAUAGGUUAAAAAAAGACCUUGAAGAUAAGAAAGAAAAUCCAAAAUAUAGAUCUAUGUGUGCGGUUAGAAGAAAAUUACCUUCAUAUAAGAAAAAAGAUGAAAUUUUAGAACUUAUCCGUAAAAAUCAAGUUAUUUUGAUCAGUGGUGAAACGGGUAUGUACCUAAAGUGUAAUAAAUACUUUAUACUAUUUUAUAUAUAUUCAAAUGUAAUUUUUAUGUUCAUAAACUGUUCAUAGGUUGUGGUAAAACUACACAAAUGGCCCAGUUCAUUCUUGAUGAUGCAAUUAUGUCUGGCCGUGGUUCAACAUGCAGAAUAGUUUGUACUCAACCAAGGAGAAUUAGUGCUAUAUCAGUAGCUGAACGUGUUGCAAAUGAAAGGGCUGAGCGUAUUGGAGAUGAAAGUGUCGGAUAUCAAAUAAGGCUAGAAAAGUAAGAUACAAAAAAAAAUUGACAUAUUUCUCACGAUGGUUGCUGUUGUAGGUGAGAAGUUGGAAAGGUAGGGUAUAGAAGAGAAUUUCAUAUAUAUCUGUUCGCAACGAUUAAUCUUUGAUUACGAAAAACGAUUUUGAGCAAAGUUCCAUUGUACAUGUUUUGUUAGGCUUAUCUUGUUAAUAAUUAAGAUUUGAAAAUAAUACAUUUCAUACAUUUUCCCGUUUUUCAAAUUUAUUAUACAAACAUUUGGGAAAAUCAAAAAUAUCACUUCCUAAUUCCUAUUUCCCUAAUACUAACCCAAUCAAAUUUCUUUUCAGAAAAAGUGCUACACUUGAGUAUUUGAGCUUAAUUUCUUGUAGAAAAAGUGUUCACAGAAAAAAAAAAAAUUACCAUUAUUGUAAAACUAAUACUCCAUUCGGAAUCUAAAAUAUAAUUAUAAAAGCAUAAAUUCUAUUAUUGUUUUUUUUUUUUUUUAGAAAACUGGGACGUGAAUAUGGAUCUAUAUUGUUUUGUACUACAGGUAUUUUACUUCAACACAUCCAAAGAGAUUCAGCUCUAAAUCAUUACUCACAUAUUAUUGUUGAUGAAAUACAUGAGCGUGAUACUAUUAGUGAUUUUAUAUUAACCAUUCUCAAGAACAUCAUACCUGUUGUAAAUAAAUAAUUUCCUAUAUGAAAAUAAAUUUGUAUUGUGAAAUUUAAAUAAUUUACUGUCUAUUUACUGUUAUUACAGAGACCUGAUAUUAAAGUAAUAUUAAUGAGUGCAACAUUAAAUGCUUCAGCAUUUUCCAAGUAUUACAAUGAUUGUCCAUCUUUGAAUAUACCUGGUUUUACAUAUCCAGUCGAAGAGCUUUACCUUGAAGAUAUUUAUACUUUAAAUAGGUUUGUUAAUAUAAUGUCAACCAAUGACUAUUCAUUUCUAAAAUUUAAAUUAUUUUAUACAGGUUUAGGUAUUUUCCUAAAAAAGCAGUACAAAAACCACGCAAAAUAAAGAUUGGUGAUCCAUUUGGUGAACAUGUUCUUCCAUAUGUUAAGUAAGUAUGCCUAAUAGAUUUAUCUAAGUAUCACCAUUGGCAGUGACGUAACGAAAAAUUGAGCGGUCUGUAUAUAAUUGCAGGUCUUUCAACAAUUAAAUUAUACAGCAGAUUCUGAAAUUGAAAGGACACUUAGUUUACACUUAAUUUACAUUUCACUAUACAUGUACUAUUCAUAUUAAAAAGUUUUCUAAUUAUUUUAUAUAUAUAAUUUUCUAUACAUGGACAUACUGACUGGAAGAUUUGUCAUUUUUCUUGUUUUUAUUUUUAUUUAUUUUUGCCUCCUAAUUAUAAUAAAAAUAAUGCUGGUGGUACGCUUUGUUAAGCAUUUAGGGAAGUAGAGAAAGUGCAUGGCUUGCUUUGAGCGUAUUACAUAGUAUUGAGUGCAUCGUUUAUGCCUUUGACAACAAAGCAUUAACAAUCUAAUACAAGUUGAAUCAAGUGCAUCAUGUUGACUUUUGAGUUUGACUACUAUGGGAAUGUCUUAGGUGUGAGUGUACUGCUAGUAUUAGGAUUUAUACUUACUUUAAGGUCCUACUGACCCUGUGCCUCGCAACGUCACUGGUCAUUGAAUUUUAAUAAUCUAUUAUGAAACUAAUGGUAUAGUUAUAAAUGUAAUUGUAAAUAAUGUUGCUUAGUGAAAUGAGAAGACUCAAGAAAUAUCCUGCAGCUAUCCUAAAUUGGUUAGAAACUCCAAUGUCUGAGGAAAUUGACUAUGAACUUAUUUUAGAACUUAUUAAUUAUAUUUGCAAUAAUAAAGAUGAUGGUGCAAUCCUUGUUUUUCUAUCAGGGUGGGAUCAAAUAUCAAAAUUGACUAGUAUUUUAAAAAACAAAGGGUUUGGAAACACAUGUAAAGUAUAAUAUUGGAUAUAAACUAUCAUCAUUUACUUAAUGUUUAUAAUUAAUAUUUAACUAUAUGUUAUUGUUUUUUUGCAGCCCGAUAUUUACUAAUUCCUUUGCAUUCCUUGUUACCGACUGUAUCUCAAAAAAUUGUUUUUGAAACUCCACCAGCCGGUAAGCUUAAAUUAUUUCAUUUAUGUAAUUAUAUUAUUGUAUAAUAUCACUCUUACAGGUGUCCGCAAGAUCAUAUUAUCCACAAACAUAGCAGAGACUUCAGUUACCAUUGAUGAUGUAGUUUAUGUCAUUGAUAAUGGUCGUAUGAAGUUAAAAGGAUUUGAUGCUGAAAAUAACAUUGGUACUCUCAAAGAAGAGUGGGUGAGCUUGGCUAAUUCAAAACAACGUUGUGGUAGAGCAGGUCGUGUUAGGCCUGGAAUUUGUUAUCAUUUGUAUACCAAAGGUCGUGAAAAGUCAUUUGAUGAUUAUGUAUUACCAGAGAUGAUGCGUACAAGUUUAGAAGAAGUGAUACUUCAAGCUAAAAUAUUGCAACUUGGUAUGGUAACUCCAUUCUUAAAAAAAGUCAUGAAUCCACCAGACACCAGAGCUCUCAAAGUGGCUUUGAAAGUAAGCUCUAAUAUACUUUAAAUCAUUUAAUUUACUAGUUAUAACCAAUUUAUUGUUUAGCUAUUAAUAGACUUAAAUGCUCUUGAUGAAAAAGAGAAUCUCACACCACUGGGAUUCCAUUUAGCAAAAUUACCAAUUGGGCCUCUUGAAGGUAAAAUGAUUAUUUUAGGUGCAAUGUUUAGUUGUUUGAGUCCUAUAAUGACGAUCGCUGCUAGCUUAAAUUUCAAAGAUCCAUUUAUGAUGCCAGUGAGUUGUUAAUUAUUUGUAUACAAUUUUAAUUUUUACAGAAAUUUUUUUUUAAAUAUAGGCGGCCAACAAAGAACAACAAUGUCGUGAACUUAAAAAAGAAAUGGACGAAAAUCACUUAAGUGAUCAUCUCUUGGUUACCAGAGCUAUGGGACAAUUUUUAAAGGCCAAACAAGAAAAUAGAGCAUGGGAAUAUUGCCGUGAAAAUUUCCUCAUGUAUAAUAAUAUGAAUAUGUUAUCUGAUUUGAAAUCUCAAUUUGCCAAGUAUUUAUGCGAUCUAGGAUUUAUUAAAACUUCAAAUUAUUUAGAUUAUGAAUAUAAUCAAAAUUCAAACAAUGUUAAACUAUUGAAAUGUGUGCUUGCUGCUGGCUUAUGUCCAAAUAUUGCUGUUUGCAAGUAAUUUAUAUAUUUAUGAUGUUUUUAUUUUAAUUGAUGAAUUUUAAUGAUAAAAUUUUUUUUUUAAGUUCCGAAGUAAAAGCAAAUGGUCGUAAAUUUGCAAAAUUUGUCACUGCUGAAGAUGGAAAAGUUGAGAUUCAUCCGAAAUCCGUGAAUACUAAAGAUAGUUAUUUUGAAAGUCCAUUGAUAUUGUACCACACCAAACUGAAAACCAGUUCAAUAUUUUUGCAUGAUACUACCAUGGUUAAUCCAUUUCCAGUGGUGCUAUUUGCCAAAACCCUUGAAAUUUCUGGUGAAAAAUCAAAUAAUGUUACAUUCACUCUGAAUCCUCAUAUUAACUUUACUUGUAAAGCCAGAACAGCAAAACUAAUCAAGGUAUUUACAUUAAUAUAAAUAUACAUAUUUAAAAUUUUAUAAUAAAUAUACUUUUAAUAAUGAUUAUAAAAAACCGUUUAAAAGUAUUGCUUUUUCAACAAUAUUUCUAUGACAACAAUGAUUGUUUAAAAAAGAUUAUUAAAGAUUAUUAAAAUAAUAAAAGCUUAAUAAUAUCAAAAGAAUAUAAAAAGCAGUGGCCAAUGGCAACCUUAUUUUUAAUCUUUUAAUCUUUUUUAACCUAAAGAACCAGGUUUUCCUCACUAUCUCGAAUAUUAAUGAUAAUUUCAAAAAAUGACUUAUAUAAAGUACCACCCAGAGAACAUUUCCUUUGAGAAAAGUUUCUAUACUUGAUAAUCUAAGUAAGGUUUCUAGUAGACAGAGAAGUGUUCACAAAAAAAAAAUAAACAUUGUAAAAUCCAUAUAUUUCUCAUUCCGCUCAUAAUUUAAAACAUGAAGUAAAUUUAAAGGCUAGUAAUUAAAAGUCUAAAAUAAUAUAUUUUGGUCUUAUUAAACCAAUUAGAUGAAGUAUAUAUGAAAAUAAGUAUUCAGAUUUAAAAAUAUUUCUAAUUGAGGUUAGAGUUAUGGCUCAAAAAUUAUAUUUUAAUGAAGUCGCAUUGUUGUAUUGUAUGCAUGUGGGCCAUAUCGUUUUUGAAUAAGAUAACUAAAUUUUUAUUUAUUUAUGAUUCAUGGCAAAAUAUUAUCAUAUACAAUUUUUUAAAAAUUGGAAUGUAUGAGGUGUGACAAUAAAUUUACGAAUAUUUGAGAUUUUAUAUUUAUAUAUAAUUUGUGCACACCCUCAAAGUACUACCUUUUGUGCCCGAUGCACUUAUUUUAGCGCUCUUCCCAUUUCUGAAAGCAUUCCUCGAAGAUUUUUGGAGUGAGGCCCUUCAAUACCACCAUCACCACGCAUGGUGUCUUGAAAUCCUCAAAACUGCGUCCCUUCAUCAGUUCUUUUAGAAAUAACCAAAAGUCCAAUGUAACCACAUCAUGGCUGAACAAGGGUGUGUUGUGAUGUUUCUUUUAUUAACAAUUGUUUCACUGAAAUUGCUGUGUUAGUAGGCGUAUUGUCAUCAUGAAGAGUCCAACCAUUUUCUGCCAAUUCAGAUCUCACAUGUGCGACUUGUGCACACAAUCGUUUCAAUACUUCACAGUCAUUUCUUCACAGAAAACAACUGUCACAAUCUAAAUGCAUUAACAAGCUCAAGCAUUUAAUGUAUUGCUUAGUGUGUGUGGUAUUCAGAGUACUUGUUCUUGCGUGGUCUUCCACAAAUUUACAACUAUUUUUAAAACAUGCCACCCAUUCAUACACGCAUGAUAUCAGAUACUCAUUACUGAAUAUGCAUUUCAAUUUCCGAUAAAUAUCAACUGGUUUUUUUUUUGAUGGAUAUCACAAAAAACUUGAUAAUAAUUAAUUGUUGCUUUAUUUUAAUUUCACAAAUUGUGUCAAUGUGUCAAAAACCAUGCUAACUACUUAAAAAAUGUGCGCAGCAUACAAUAUAAAUCAGAUCACGAUCAAACUUUAUACAACUUAAGUAACUUUUUGAAAAUUUCUAUAAGCCUAUCACAAAAGUGUCAAUUUCACCACUUGAAGCACUAGAAUGAAAUUCUUUGUUAUUUAAUUGUCACACCUUGUAUCUAGAAUAUAGUUAAUAUUAUUCUGAUUUUAUUUUUAUUUUGAAUUGACAGUGAUUAUCCAUCAGGUUAUAUAGACUAUCAUUAGAUUAAUUAAUCUUAUUUAAAUUAUAACUUUGUAAGUACAAACUUUGCCUACUUAAUAUUUUUCUUAGCAGUUUUUAUGUAGCUUGAUAUAUUGCUAAUUCUGACCAUUUUAAUUUUUCAAAGAUUUUCUAUAAUUAUAAAUACCUAAUGAGUUAAAUUUUUUUAUUUUAGCAAGUCAGAAAUAGGGUAAAAUGGCUUAUUGAUUAUUUGAUGUCUCAUCCAGAAGAAAUUAGUUCCAGUUCAAGUGGAAUCAGUGGAAAAUUACUCAAGUGAAUAUUUAAUAAUAAUUUAUGCAUACUUAAUGAAGUCGCAAUAGUUAUAAAUUGAUAUGGAGUUUGUUACUUAAUAAUUUGUGUAAUUUUAUGACAUUUAAAAUUAAUGACUACUAAAUUAAUACAUAUUUUUAAUGCCUAUACAACUGUAUUAUUGAAACAAAUAAUAGUAAAAUUAAUAUCUGAAGGAAAUCCUUCAUAAAUCUGAUCAUGGUGUAACAAUAAAUCAUAUGACAGGUGGCUUCAAGGUUUCUGAUUGAACUAUAAAAAACGAUCAGUUUUUAUCUGCGUAUCUUAGUAUUUUAAUUUCUGAUUAUAAUUUAAAAAAAAUACCAUAUAUGUAUUAUUAAAGUUAUCCAUAGUAGGAAGUCCAACUUACCCUUGACUAGUUUUGUUUAUAAUUUUGCAAUUCCAGAGUAAUAUAUCUAAUAAAUUUAAAUGUUAGGCCACAUUCGAGAUUUUUUUUUGGUUUUUAACUAUUGAUAACAGUAAUUUGUAUCAUUUCAAAACCAAAAGCACCUUCAUGUUACAUUUAGUUUUUUUUAUUUAUUAAAUAUAGUUUGAUCAAUACAAAAUUUUAUGAAAAUCUAAAUCAGUUUCUGAAUUUUUAUCACACCACUAGAUAGAAUUAAUAAUAAUAUAGAAAGUAUAUCUUUUGAACACAGAGUGUCAGAAACAAUAACAUUUCAGUAAUAUGUUAUUUUAGUUAUCUUAUAUUGUCUUUGAUUAAUAAUAAAUUAAUAUUUUCAGAUUUGUAGUUGAUCUCGUAUCAACUGAACAAAGUCCUGGCGUGUUGAAUUUUGCUUUAUAUGAAAAUUUAAAUAAAUAGACUGUAUAAUACAGUUGUAUUAGCUAUUUUUUUUUAUUAUUUUUUUUUUUUGUAAUGCCUAAAGCGGCAGGAAGUCAGGAGAAUCAAUGACACCAUUAAGAGGGAUGUGAUGUAAGAGUUAUAAGUUUGGAUGUAGUGAAUGUGAAGAAUUGUUUAUUAUUUUGAUCAUAUUAUUCGAGUAAUAAGAUUUUAUUAUAUUUUACAUUUAUAUUCCAAUAUUAUAUUUAACACUUUUGUCAAUUUAUAAAUUAUUUACUUAUUUAUUUGAAACUAAGAAACCAUAAAUUUUUUUCAGUGUAGCAUGAAGUAUUAUACUUUAUAUACAAGUUUUCUAUUACUUAAUUAAUAGUAAAAUGUUUUUUAUAUUAGAAAACAAAAAAUGAUUUAUAAUAAUACUAAAAAUAAACUAAUAAUAUGAUUAUUUUAACGGUAUGUAUGAUAAUGAAAAUCAACAUGCAUUUAGUUUUUACUGUAUUGUACUAUUAUUAAUUAUAAACAUGUUUUUAAUAAAUCUAAGUAAAUUUUGAGACAAAUAAUUAUUGCGAUUUGUAUCAGUAAUCAAAUUGCAUUUUGAGUCAUAAGCUCGCAACCAAAUUGUCAUCAAUAUAUUGUUUCCAAAAAAUAUUAUUUAGUGUAAUUAAUGUGAAUUCUGAACCAUUAUUAAUCAAUAAUAAUUUAUUGCAAUACU
Messenger RNA from Cinara cedri, 9549 nucleotides. The record is from the annotation of a GenBank genome assembly. Lineage: Eukaryota; Metazoa; Arthropoda; Insecta; Hemiptera; Aphididae.